Gossypium arboreum is the source of this 975-nucleotide messenger RNA. RefSeq names its product receptor kinase-like protein Xa21. The record is from RefSeq and is a predicted model, not a curated record. Gene Ontology annotation, molecular function: protein binding. Lineage: Eukaryota; Viridiplantae; Streptophyta; Magnoliopsida; Malvales; Malvaceae. The transcript has 2 exons. The coding region runs from base 1 to 975 and encodes 324 amino acids.
AUGGAGUCCUGGAAUAGUUCCAUUCACUUCUGUCAAUUGCCUCGUGUUAAAUGCGGUCGCAAGCAUCAGAGAGUCACCAAGUUGGAAUUGAAAUUCCUCAAACUCUCCGGCUCUUUAUCACCCUACAUUGGGAACUUGAGCUUUAUGAGGGAGUUGUGUGUUUUCCAUUCACUUCUGCCAAUAACUAUUCACUUCUGUCAAUGGAUCGGUGUUACAUGCGGUCGCAAGCAUCCAAGAGUCACCAAGCUGAAACUUCGAAUCCUCAAACUCUCUGGAUCAUUGUCACCCUACAUUGGAAAUUUGAGCUUCCUCAGGGAGUUGGAUCUUGUGGGCAACAGCUUCUACAACCAAAUUCCUCAAGAAAUCGGUGUCUUAAGAAGACUGGAAGCAUUACACCUGGCCAAUAACUCCAUCAGUGGUGAAAUUCCUUCCAAUUUAUCUGCUUGUUCUAAGCUUACUUUAGUCGAUAUGAGAGGCAAUCAGCUAAUAGGAGAAAUACCUGCUUCGUUGGGUCUCUUGUCAAACCUGAAAGUAUUGGGUUUUGUCCAGAAAAGUUUGAGAGGGAGCAUCCCACCAUCGUUGGGGAACUUGUCAUCCUUGGAGGAAAUUCGUUUAACGUAUAAUGCAUUAAGUGGGAUUAUACCUGAAUAUUUUGGACGACUGAGAAAUCUUUCAGUUUUCGCCAUAUUCGGAAAUGCAAUUUCUGGUAUUGUUCCUGUAGCAUUGUUCAAUCUCUCCAAUAUUAGAGGCUUUGAUAUUGGUACAAACAAGAUUCAAGGUACUCUCCAUUCUGAUUUAGAAAUCAAUAUGCCUCAUGUUGAGAUCUUUUCUGUAGGGGAAAACCAAAUGUCUGGACAAAUUCCAAUUUCAAUAUCCAAUGCCUCGAAUUUGAAUUUUCUUGAUUUUUAUAAUAACAUGCUCGAUGGAAAUGUACCUUCAUUAGAAAAGUUGGAUAAAUUGUUUGACCUUAACUAG